AACAUCCAAGAUGGCGGCUGAUAACGAGUUGGAUGUCUUUAGCUUGACAAAAAUAAGUGAGAUCGAAGAGGCAUAUGGUCAGAUUCAUUUAAAAGAACAACAGCUAAAUAAUGAACUUGAUAGUAUCCUUGAAGAUCAAACCAGAUUGGAUGCAAAAAUGAAUACUUUACAGAAUGUAGUUUCAAGCCUUGGGUUAGUAAUGAGAGAUGCCAACCAUCUGUAUUCAAUGAUAUCACACACAUCAAACCUGGCUGAGAAAGUCAGCAGUAAAGUGAGGCUCCUUGAUCUUGUUAAGAAUAGAGUCCAAGAAACAAUGAAACAAGUGGAUGACAUUCUUGAUCUUAAGGCAUGUGUAAAUGGUGUACAAAAUGCCUUGGAUACUGAAAAUUAUGAACAGGCUGCUGCACACAUUCACAGAUAUCUAAGCCUUGAUGAGAACAUUCUAAGGCAACUUAUUGGAGACAGCAAAGAGGUUUCAGACUUGAGUGGAGCAUUUGUGCUUUUACACGAAGCAGAAAUAAAGUUGAAGCAAGUUGUCAAUGAGAAGUUUGAUGCAGCUAUCAAAAUUGGUGACAGGAAUGCUGUAGAAAGGUUUUUCAAAAUCUUCCCACUCCUGGGUCAACAUCAAAUUGGAUUAGAAAAAUAUGCAAAAUAUUUGAGUGCAAAGAUCGCCAUGGAAAUGUAGUGUUUGCCAAUAGUUUAACCAUGCUUUUUGAGAAUAUUGCACGUAUUGUGGAAGAACAUCAGCCUUUUGUUGAAACAUUUUAUGGUCCUGGGAGAAUGGGUACUUUACUUUUAGAAUUACAGACUGAGUGCGACAAGCAGUCAACACAAAUACUUGACAUGUUUGAGAAACAUCGAGGAGUCAGAGAAAAGUUGAAGUCUGUAGAGAGAAACAUUGGGGUGAAAAGCUCUUCUACAACUGAAAGAUACGAUCCUCGAGACCUGGAUAUUUUGCUUGGAGAAAUAGUACUUAUGAAUUCUCGAACAGAAUUGUAUUUGCACUUCCUGGAAAAUAAAAUUAUGGGGGACAAAGAAGGUAUCUCAGAAGACGAUGCAUUACCAGAUACCAAGGGUAUACUUGAUAAACUCAUCACUAAUAGUGGAGUCAACAGACGUAUGCAGGAGUUGAUUGGCUAUUACAUAAAGAUGGAAGAAUAUUUCAUGAAAGAGACAGCCAUGAAGGCUGUUCGUAUGGAUUAUUGCGAAGCAGACCAAAACGGGGCUGUGACGUCAAGUAUGGUUGAUGACGUGUUUUUCAUCAUCCAAAAAUCCGUCAGACGAUCGCUGUCCAGUACCUGUGUGGAUGCAGUCUGCGCCAUGUUGAACCAUGCGGGAGCAUUUCUUUCUUCUGAUUACCGUGAUGUCUUGAACACGGAAAUCAAAUCUGGUUUUCCAACUGGAAGCAUUGAUCUAUCAGGUGUAUUCCAAGGAAAAAUACAAGUUGGUCUGUCGUCAACUGCUGAAAGCGAUGCCGCGAGGAAGGUUUUUCUGGUGACGCUUAACAAUCUCGAGGUCAGCAGCGAGAACAUACAGAAACUAAAGAAAGAUCUCGAGAUUGAGUGCGAGAGAAAUCCUAACCUUGGCGAUGCUGCUAAGCUCAAGUUAGAGAGUUGUUUGUCUGACCUUUUCUCGACUUCAGAGAUCUUUAAGGAACUUUUGCAGGGUGGUGUAUAUCAACUGUGCAACAGUGCUAUCUUACCGAGACUCAAGCCUAUUAUCGAUGGCUUUACGUCUAUCAACCACAACAUCACGGAGGAAGAAUUUGCGUACUUCGAAGUAAACGACCCUUUCGUACAAAAUUUCAUUACAAAUCUCGACGCGGUCCUAUCUUCAUUCAAGGGUCCCUUGACAGCAAGUAACUACGACUCUUUGGUCAGUUUUGUCACAACUGAUAUCACUACACAACUGGAGAAAGUCGUCAUUAAGGCCAACUUCAAUCGGUUAGGGGCUCUUCAGUUCGACAAAGAGCUACGAUCUCUUGUCGGAUAUUUAACAGCCAUAACCCAGUGGACCAUUAGGGACAAGUUUGCUCGACUCACUCAAGUUUCAACGUUACUCAACCUCGAGAAAGUUAGUGAAAUUAUGGACUACUGGGGUGCAAACUCAGGGCCUUUGACGUGGCGUCUAACACCAGCGGAAGUCAGACAAGUACUAGGACUCAGGAUUGAUUUUCGCAGCGAGGACAUCAAUCGAUUAAAACUUUAGUGGGAAGAAAGUAACAAAUAUAAGAAAAUGUUACUUAGAAAAAAA
Messenger RNA from Actinia tenebrosa (Australian red waratah sea anemone), 2253 nucleotides. RefSeq names its product conserved oligomeric Golgi complex subunit 4. Gene Ontology annotation, cellular component: COG complex. Gene Ontology annotation, biological process: Golgi organization; retrograde vesicle-mediated transport, Golgi to endoplasmic reticulum. The record is from RefSeq and is a predicted model, not a curated record. NCBI's taxonomy places the organism in Eukaryota, Metazoa, Cnidaria, Anthozoa, Actiniaria, Actiniidae.